Messenger RNA from Mesocricetus auratus (golden hamster), 987 nucleotides. It is a transcript of the gene Gpr33, whose product is annotated as G protein-coupled receptor 33. Gene Ontology annotation, cellular component: plasma membrane. NCBI's taxonomy places the organism in Eukaryota, Metazoa, Chordata, Mammalia, Rodentia, Cricetidae. The record is from RefSeq and is a predicted model, not a curated record. Gene Ontology annotation, molecular function: complement receptor activity; G protein-coupled receptor activity. Gene Ontology annotation, biological process: positive regulation of cytosolic calcium ion concentration; phospholipase C-activating G protein-coupled receptor signaling pathway; inflammatory response.
AUGGAUUGGCUCAGCGCCUCUUGUUAUGUGAUCAAUGGCCCCACUUUAGUAAAAAACAGCACUGAUAUUCCAACUCCUGGUCCCAAAAUAGUCAUUGCUGUUUCUUUGUUCAUGUCAUUUAUAAUUGGUGCCAUCAACAAUAGCCUCUAUCUAAGGAUGCUGAAAUUCAAGAUGCAAAGGAUUGUCGAUAAUCUCUUAUUUUUUCAUCUCAUUCUCUCCUAUUUUAUUUCAACAUUGAUUCUGCCAUUCAUGGCUGCCUCCUACCUUCAAGACAGUCACUGGGCCUUUGGAACUGUCCUGAGCAAAGUCUUCAGCAGCCCUUUGUCUGUGAGCACGUUUGCCUCUGCUUUCUGGCUCUCUGCCAUCAGUGUUGAUGGUUAUCUUCUCACCCUUCACCCGGUGUGGUCCCAGCAGCACCGAAGCCCACGCUGGGCUUCCCAAAUAGUCCUGGGAACCUGGGUUUCUGCCAUUCUCCUCAGCAUCCCCUAUUUGGUUUUCAGGGAGACACAUGAUGACCGUAAAGGGAAAAUGAUGUGCCAAGAUAACUACCUUGUGUCUACUAACUGGGAGAACAAAGAGAAGCAAACAUCAAGGCGAUGGAUUCACGGAGCCUGUUUCAUUGGCCGCUUCCGGCUGGGCUUCCUCAUGCCCUUCCUUGUCAUCGUCUUUUGCUACCAAAGAGUGGCCACCAAGAUGAAAGAGAAGGGACUCUUUAAAUCUAGCAAGCCCUUCAAAGUCGUGCUGACUCCUGUCUUCUCUUUCUUUGUGUGUUGGAUGCCUUACCAUGAGUACAGCAGCUUGGUCCUCACCAUGAACCAGUCACUGCUUUUACAGUUGACUCUGGUACUUACAGUGGUAACUGUUACCUUCAAUACCGUCUUUUCUCCCAUUCUCUAUCUAUUCACCAGAGAGAAUUUCAAGGUUUUCAAGAAAUCUACUCUUGCUCAGUCAACAUUCAGUGAUGACUCUUCUAUAGAAAGGGCAUAA